This is a messenger RNA of Bolinopsis microptera, 698 nucleotides long. RefSeq lists its product as uncharacterized. Bases 45 to 698 code for a protein of 217 amino acids. The record is from RefSeq and is a predicted model, not a curated record. The transcript has 5 exons. NCBI's taxonomy places the organism in Eukaryota, Metazoa, Ctenophora, Tentaculata, Lobata, Bolinopsidae.
GGAUGCUGCUGGAAUGACAGGAUGAUUGAGUACACGGCGUUACCAUGACACCCCUUCUAACCACUAUCUGGGAUGCUUUCAGGCAGCUGCUGUGUUGCGCCCAACCUAAGGACAAGUUAGCAGAAACCCACGACCUCGGAGAAGAUAACCAGAAAGGUCUAAUCUUCAAGAACCCCACCACAGACUCGCCCACUUACACACCCCAGACAAACGGGAGUAUCCCCCACCUGGAACACAACAAGUCACGUGACCUCCACACGCCCCCUACUGCUGUGGUUAAUCUGGAAACGGUUCAGAUAGAACUCUGUGAAACUGAGAGUGAGACGAAACAGUGCUCGGAUACUGACGACAUGCUUACUACGGCUCUUAGCAAGAAAGGAGCCAGGAAGACAGGACAUCUAUCUGUAUUCCAGGCUCCUAGUGUGACAGGACAUCUAUCUGUAUUCCAGGCUCCUAGUGUGACAGGACAUCUAUCUGUAUUCCAGGCUCCUAGUGCGAGGAAAACUUCCUGUAGAGGGGGAGGUCGUUACGAAGGGAAGGUCGUUACGAAGGGAGGUAGUGUUGAAUUCCCUAUAAAGAAUAUCAGCAACCUUGUUAAAACAACCUGGAUGCAGAAAAUAGAGGCCUCUCUGGGGAGAUUACCAUGCUGGAUGUUUUACUUUGAAGGAACCCUAAGUCAUCUCUUAUCAUCCCUCUGA